CUUCAGCCGAGCUUACACGGCCGCAGACAGCAGAUAGGACAGUUUUAGCCAAUAGCUUCGACUUGUGGACAGUUUUAGGAAAUAUAAACUUCGAGCACGGACGGCUACUCCUUGAAGCUGAUGUCUGUUGGCUUUUAGGAGGAGGGAACACAUGCCGGUGACAUCGCUGCUCUCCUGCGCAGCGGACGGUACCGUGUCAAUGGACCGCGGCGUCCGUGUUUUCCUUUCCAAGGGAGGCGAGUAAAGUAGCGACGGAUUUAUUUAGACCCCCGCGUUGAAAGGGCUGGCGGGCGACCACGCUCCCACGUUCCUUAACGUCCAAAAGGUUCUUGUGGUUUUGUGUCGAAGACGCCGUCGAAGAUGUCGACCAGCAGUCCCGAAGCGGUGAAGAAAUUGCUGGAGAACAUGCAGACGGACCUGCGGUCUCUGUCCAUGGAGUGCAAGAAGAAAUUCCCUCCUGUCAAAGAGGCUGCAGAGUCAGGCAUUGUGAAAAUUAAGACCAUAGCAGCCAGGAAUACAGAUAUACUGGCAGCACUGAAGGAAAACAGCUCAGAAGUUGUGCAACCCUUUCUGAUGGGUUGUGGCACCAAAGAGCCAAAGAUCACCCAGCUGUGUUUAGCUGCCAUUCAGAGACUCAUGUCCCAUGAGGUGGUGUCUGAGGCAGCAGCCGGGAACAUCAUCAACAUGCUGUGGCAGCUGAUGGAAAACGGUUUGGAGGAGCUGAAACUCUUACAGACAGUUCUGGUCCUGCUGACUACCAACACAGUAGUUCAUGAUGAAGUUCUUUCUAAGGCCAUCGUGUUGUGUUUCCGUCUGCACUUUACCAAGGACAACAUCACCAACAACACGGCAGCUGCCACCGUCAGACAAGUCGUCACAGUUGUGUUUGAGAGGAUGGUGGCAGAGGACGAGCGCUUUAAAGGUAUUGUGGAGCAACCUCCUCCUGUCCAAGGAAACACCAAUAGGCGGUCCGUUAGUACUCUGAGACCCAGCGCCAAGGAUGCAUACAUGCUGUUUCAGGAUUUGUGCCAGUUAGUGAAUGCUGACGCCCCCUACUGGCUGGUGGGGAUGACGGAGAUGACUCGGACUUUUGGCCUGGAGCUGCUCGAAUCUGUUCUCAAUGACUUCCCUGGCGUAUUUCUACAGCACCAGGAGUUCAGUUUCUUGCUGAAAGAAAGGGUGUGCCCCCUCGUCAUCAAGCUCUUCUCUCCCAACAUCAAGUUCCGGCAGGGCACCGGCAGUGCUGCCGCACCAGCCCCUGUAGAGAAACCUUACUUUCCCAUCUGCAUGAGGUUACUGCGAGUGGUUUCAGUCCUCAUCAAGCACUUCUACAGCUUAUUGGUGACCGAGUGUGAGAUCUUCUUGUCUCUGCUGGUGAAGUUUCUUGAUGGGGAGAAGCCACAGUGGCUCAGAGCGGUGGCUGUGGAAUCAGUCCAUAGACUGUGUGUACAGCCUCAUUUAUUAUGUUCCUUCUGUCAGUCAUACGACAUGAAGCAGCACUCCACUAAGGUGUUCAGAGACAUCGUCAAUGCUCUGGGAUCCUUCAUUCAGUCCUUGUUUAUUGUCCCCAACGCCGGCAGCGCUGCUGCUGUCAACUGCCCUGCUGGUGGGUCAGGUUCAGGGGCUCAGGGCACAGUUCAGGGCGGCCCGGGGGCAGGAGGGGUCAGCAGUACCUUGACCACCCAGGCUGCAUUUGAAUAUCGUGGCACCUGGAUCCCUCUCAUGAAUGUCAGCGUGCAAGGAAGUGCCAAGGCUACAUAUUUGGAGAUGCUGGACAAGGUGGAGCCCCCUUCCAUCCCAGAGGGCUACGCCAUGUCGGUGGCCUUCAGCGCCCUGCUCGACCUGGUGAGGGGCAUCACAACCAUGAUUGAAAGAGAACUGACCAUGGAGGAGGAGGCAGCCGCAGAGUUCAGGGAGACUCACCCCGAUCAGGAGUGGAGGCCGCAGCCUGGGUCCCAUCUGGUUUGGGAAGAGAUGGUCAAUGCCAGCUGGUGUGGACUCCUGGCUGCCCUUUCUCUGCUGCUGGAUGCCAGCACGGACGAGACGGCCACAGAGAACAUCCUCAAAGCGGAGCUGACCAUGGCCUCGCUCUGCGGUCGUCUCGGCCUCGUGACGCCUCGAGACGCAUUCAUCACAGCCAUCUGUAAGGCCUCUCUGCCGCCACAUUACGCCCUGACUGUUCUCAGCACCAGCACCACCAGCCUCUCCAGCAAAGCCUACUCUAUCCAGGGCCAAAGUGUGCAGAUUAUCAGCCCAUCCAGUGAAUCUCAUCAGCAGGUGGUGGCCGUAGGGCAGCCGCUCACCGCCCAGCCUCAGGGCACCGUGGUGCUGACUGCCAAAAAUAUCCAGUGUAUGCGAACGCUGCUGAACCUAGCUCACUGCCACGGGGCCGUGCUGGGCACCUCCUGGCAGCUGGUGUUGGCUACUCUCCAGCAUUUAGUUUGGAUCCUGGGUCUUAAACCAGGGGCAGGUGGUGCCCUGAAACCUGGUCGAGCAGUUGAAGGGCCCAGUACCGUGCUGACCACAGCAGUCAUGACGGACCUGCCCGUCAUCUCCAACAUCCUGUCCAGACUGUUUGAGAGCUCACAGUACCUGGAUGACGUUUCUCUGCAUCAUUUGAUCAAUGCACUCUGUUCACUCUCAUUGGAGGCAAUGGAAAUGGCUUAUGGAAACAAUAAGGAACCAUCUCUGUUUGCGGUUGCUAAGCUGCUGGAAACGGGCCUGGUGAACAUGGAUCGUAUUGAGGUCCUGUGGAGACCCUUGACAGGUCACCUGUUGGAGAAGGUCUGCCAGCAUCCAAACUCCAGAAUGAGAGAGUGGGGAGCCGAGGCACUGACAGCACUCAUCAAAGCUGGCCUCGCCUACAAACAUGACCCUCCACUGACACAAAACCAGCGACUGCAGCUUUUAUUGCUGAACCCCCUGAAGGAGCUGUCCAAUGUGCUGCACGCUGACAUUCGGCAGAAACAGCUGGAGUGUGUUCUUCAGAUCCUACAGAGCCAAGGAGACGGCCUGGGCCCUGGCUGGCCCCUCGUGUUGGGUGUUAUAGGGGCCAUCCGCAACGAUCAAGGCGAGUCGUUGAUCCGAACAGCCUUUCAGUGCCUGCAGUUGGUGGUGACGGACUUCCUUCCCACCAUGCCUUGCACGUGCCUCCAGAUUGUCGUGGAUGUAGCUGGCAGCUUCGGCCUUCAGAACCAGGAGCUCAACAUCAGCCUCACGUCCAUCGGCUUGCUGUGGAACAUUUCCGACUACUUCUUCCAAAGAGGCGAGGCCAUCAUCCAGGAGCUGGAGAGGGAGGAGGUGGCUCUGCAGAAGCAGGCUCAGGAGAAAGGCGAGACCCUCAACAGGCCCUUCCACCCAGCCCCUCCCUUCGACUGCCUGUGGCUGUGCCUCUACGCCAAGCUGGGCGAGCUGUGUGUUGACCCACGGCCUGCUGUGCGUAAAAGUGCCGGGCAGACAUUGUUCUCCACCAUCGCUGCCCACGGGACCCUGCUGCAGCAGCCGACGUGGCAUGUUGUGGUCUGGAAGGUUUUAUUCCAUCUGUUGGACUGCGUGAGGACAUCGUCCACCACAGCAGACAAGGAGAAGAUUGAGUCCGGGGGAGGGAACAUCCUCAUCCACCACUCCCGUGACACCGCUGAGAAACAGUGGGCUGAAACCUGGGUGCUGACCUUAGCUGGGGUGGCUCGCAUUUUCAACACAAGGAGAUAUCUUCUCCAGCAGUUAGGGGAUUUCUUCGAGGCCUGGGAGGUGCUGCUGAACCACAUCCAGUCAGCCGCUCUCAGUAAAAACAAUGAAGUUUCUCUGGCUGCUCUCAAGAGCUUUCAAGAAAUCCUGCAGAUUGUCACUCCCGUGAAAGACUCGGAUAAAGCAGGGGAUGCACUUGCCGCCAUGGGUGUCCCCCCAGUCUUCAUCGACCCCCUCUCAGCUUCUGGUCCCGGCAGACCCCUGGUGCGCUCCGAUUCGCUAGUGGAGAGGUUGACGAGGUACAACGGGGCCGAGCUGCAGGCGCCGCCGCCGGGGGAGGAGUCGGCCUUGGAGGACUUGACGCUGUGGUGGUCGGCGUGGAACACGUGGUACCGGACGGGAACUGAGAGCACGAGGCCGCCUAGUGGCCCGAUGGAAAAGCUUUCCUUCAUCCCGAGCCAGCCCUUCCUCACAGCUUUGGUACAGAUCUUCCCGGCACUCUACCAGCACAUCAAAGCCAACUUCAGCAUGGAGGAUCUGAAGAAGCUGGGGGUCAUCCUCCAUGGUGCUGUGUCUGUUCCCAUCAGCAGCGACGCCUCGCCCUUCAUCCUGCCGUCCUACACUGAGGCCACGCUCACCAGCCUGCAGGAAGCUGUGCUUAUUGCUCUGGAUGUUUUACAAAAGGCAGAGUGGGUUGCCUUAAACUACGUGCCCUUCGCCGAGCGCUCCUUGGAGGUGGUCGUGGACUUGUACCAAAAAACGGCGUGCCACAAAGCCGUCAUCAGCGAGAAAGUCCUGCAGAAUAUUAUCAAGACUUUAAGAACACCCCUGGGUUUGAAGUACGCCUGUCCGUCAGAAAGCACCUGGAAGCUGGCGGUUUCCUCUUUGCUGAAGGUUCUGUCUAUUGGACUGCCAGUCGCACGUCAGCAUGCCUCGUCAGGGAAGUUUGACACGAUGUGGCCAGAGCUGGCCAAUGCCUUUGAAGACUUUCUAUUCACCAAAAGCACUCCCCCAGAUAAUCUGUCGAUACAAGAAUUUCAGAAGACUGAAGCCAUUGAUGUUGAGGUGGUCCAGUUGAUCAGCACAGAGAUUUUACCGUUUGCCAAUUUCAUCCCCAAAGACUUUGUUGGUCAGAUCAUGACCAUGCUCAAUAAAGGUUCCAUUCACUCCCAGGCUCCCUCUUUUACAGAGGCAGAGAUUGAUGUACGGAUGCGCGAGGAGUUCUCAAAGGUGUGUUUUGAAACGUUACUACAGUUUUCUUUCAGCAACAAGGUGUCCACCCCUCAGGAGGGCUACAUCUCCCGAAUGGCACUCUCUGUGCUCCUCAAGCGCUCCCAGGAUGUUCUCAGGCGCUAUGUAGAAGAUGAGAGGUUGAGUGGACGUUGCCCCUUACCAAGGCAACAAGUGACUGAGAUUAUCUUUGUCUUGAAAGCUAUAAGCACUUUGAUGGAUUCUCUUAAGAAGACACAGCCAGAAAAUGUGGAUGGCAACACGUGGGCUCAGGUGAUCGCCCUGUACCCCACACUCGUAGAGUGCGUCACGUGCUCCUCGUCUGAGGUGAGCUCGGCCCUGAGGGAGGCCCUGGGGCCCUUCAAAGACUUUAUGCAGCCACCGGUCUCCAAAGUGCAGAAUGGGGAGUCCUGACCAGAUUCACUUGAAGCUCCUUGUUUUUAUAUAAUGAAGAAAUCUGAAGUCUGAAUUCUGGUCCUGGGUGCUUCACCAGUGCUUGGACAUGAACUCCACAUGAGCUCCAUCUGCGGUGACAUGAAGAAGCCCUCAACAAGGGCCGACUGCCACCACAACUGAUGAUUCACACACAUCACGUGCUUCUCGUCAGCUCUCCUCCAUUUUCAUACAGACUGGCUGCAAUCGCCUGUUGAUGACAGAAAUUAAAGGAAAGUUGCGGUGUUGCCUCUGGGUUUGUUUUGUUUUAUUCUGAAGAGGCUGCAGAGACGUACCGUGUGCAGUGAGGGUGUCAAGUCAUGUAACUAAGAAAGAACUAAAGCAACAAAAAAUACUGGGGCUUUAUUCUUCAUGAUGAUUGAACACUGAGACUUUUUGUUAACAUUUUCAGUCGUGAAUUUCUUGCAGAUUUUGGGCAAGAAAAUAAAUUUUACUUUAACAUUCCAUGUCAUCCAUAGCCAGCCAUGUUUGAAGGGAUGAUCCUGUCUGUAUGAAAUAAAUGAGACAAUUCAACAAUCA
Molecule: messenger RNA, 5889 nt
Organism: Austrofundulus limnaeus
Lineage: Eukaryota; Metazoa; Chordata; Actinopteri; Cyprinodontiformes; Rivulidae
Gene: mon2
Product: MON2 homolog, regulator of endosome-to-Golgi trafficking
Source: RefSeq, a predicted model, not a curated record